Trichomycterus rosablanca is the source of this 552-nucleotide messenger RNA. RefSeq names its product interleukin 22 (gene il22). The record is from RefSeq and is a predicted model, not a curated record. The transcript has 5 exons. Bases 1 to 483 code for a protein of 160 amino acids. Gene Ontology annotation, cellular component: extracellular region. Lineage: Eukaryota; Metazoa; Chordata; Actinopteri; Siluriformes; Trichomycteridae.
AUGUACUACGUGUUGAAUGUGGAUGCUCGAGCUGUGGUGAGGCUUCGAUCUCGUCCUCUGGAUAAUUCUGAAACCUGGAACAACGUCAUGGUGAUGGCCAAACACGCACAAGCACAAGACCGAGACCAUGAAACACGCCUGAUUCCAGUCAUUCCCAACAACAAACUAAAAGGUGGGGAUGUUUGCUGUGUGAACGUGGGAAUCCUGAAUUACUACCUUAAGCACAUUCUGCAUGCAGGGCAGGUGCACUACCCACGCCUACACUUGGUCAAGCCUGAUUUACACAGAGUUGCUAGAGACCUGGAACCACACUGUCAGAACAAUAAUACUGAGCUGGAGCACUUGAAAACCUUCAAGCAGAACCUUAAAAGAGCCGGAGAAAUGUAUAAGAGUAACUCCACAGCUGAGAAUAAGGCUAUUGGGGAAACUGAUAUUCUCUUCCACUACCUCUACGAGUCUUGCAACCCACCUAGGACCUCCUAAAUGUGCUAAAGAGUAUCUGCACCGCUAUUAACUAGUGGAUGUAAUUUGACCUUGAAAAGUAUUUUAAAA